Myripristis murdjan (pinecone soldierfish) is the source of this 2315-nucleotide messenger RNA. RefSeq names its product homologous recombination factor with OB-fold (gene hrob). Gene Ontology annotation, biological process: recombinational repair. The transcript has 10 exons. The coding region runs from base 231 to 2099 and encodes 622 amino acids. The record is from RefSeq and is a predicted model, not a curated record. NCBI's taxonomy places the organism in Eukaryota, Metazoa, Chordata, Actinopteri, Holocentriformes, Holocentridae.
GUACGGACAAUAAAUAUUGAUUGCGUCACUACGUCCUGCUUGAACGUGGCGGCGCCAAGCAGCACAGCCAACCAUGAAGUUUUUCCAUUGCCGUUGUUUAUCGGCGUUAUAUUUUCAAAUUUAAGUUAUCAAGAAAGAAUGUGAUUAUGCACUAAUUGUUACAUGACAGUGGAUGACUGACUGUGUUCCUGUUCAAACUGAUCAAAAAGCGGCUGUCACCGCGAAAUCUCAUGACUGCGAUGACCUGCAAAUUAAAUGGAUUGUUCAGCAUUGGCGAAGACUUUGAUGAUGAGGACCUGCUCGGGACAGACUGGGCUGGCCCAGCAGCGUCUGGACCCGCCAAAGUGGCAGCUGCUGUAUCAUCCUGUGCGCUGCGGGCUUCCUCUGCUGCUCACACAGAGCAGGAAGAAAAUUCCCUUCAGCAAACUGGAGAGAGCUCAGCUGCCCUCUGUAAUGGCACCGGAUCAGGGAACAGCAUGCAGACUGCUGUUGGACAAACUGUUGCUCUGGGUUUGAGGCAACCCGCCUCCACCCAACCGCACUCCCUCCGUCCCCCUGUACUAAAUAAUGCUCAGACUAAUUUGGCAUCACAGCAAAGCUGCUUUGACACUGAAGGGCUUCAGAAAGCCUGUGUGGCACAGGAUGAUUUUGAUGAUUGGGAUGUUGACUUGGCAGACUUGGAUGAGUGCGAUCCACAGAUGGGCGUGGGAGGCCACCUCCCACAGCCGGUUCAGCCCCCAGCUCCGUUCCCAGUUGCACCCACCACUGAGACUGGAUUGUUAUCCAAAAAGCUGCGGCCCCCGGCUUGUGGAGGGACUCAGACUCUACCUGGCAGGGGUCUGAGAGAGCUCAGCACUCCAUGCCACACACCUGGCUUGUCUGCUCGUAAUGUACCUCCUCCAACAUCCACUUCUCUCCCCGCACCAUCUCCAGCCCCCCGUCCUGUGUGCUUCUCAGCCCCUGCCCAGAGCCCUGGUGUUUUCCCUGGCCUCACUGCCACUUCCCACAUUUCCAGUCCCUUUCCCAGACCAGUCAGAGAGUCCCAGCAGCCACAGAGGCCGUGCACAACUCCAGCACCUUCCCCUCAGGGUCGCAGCUUGUUUGGUUCCAUAUCCCCAGCAUCUUCCUCCGUGACAUGCCCCGGCCUCAGCCCUCGUCCCAUUCACACACCGGUCCUCACCAAUCACCUGGUCCAGUUGGUGUCUGCAUCCAGUAAGCUUCCCAGGAAGAGGCCUCGCCCUGCCCCUCAGCAGCCCAGGACCCGUCGUUUCCCAGGCCCUGCCGGGCUCCUGCCACAGCAGCCUCAGGGCCAGAGCCUGGAUGACAUAGUGGUGUCUGUUCCCCAGACUCCUGCCCACGGUGCUGUGGCUCGUCUGCCAAACCAGCCUCCCAGCUCCCAGACUGAGGAAGAUGAAUUCAGUGGUGGUCCCUGGGCGGUGAUGAAGGCAGAAAUGGGAUUGGAUGAAAGGAACCCCUCAUGCUUCCUGCAUUCCUACAGUGUUGUCAUGGUGCUUCGCAAGGCUGCCCUGAAACAGCUGGCAAAAAACAAAGUCCCCAACAUGGCUGUGCUGCUGAAGAGCAUUGUCCACACAUACACCGAUGCCAAGGCUGUAUUUAAAGACCCAACAGGGGAGAUUCAGGGAACAGUGCAUCGGCGCCUCCUUGAGGACAGACUGGGGGAGCUCAAGCCUGGAGCGGUGCUGCUGCUCAAACAAGUGGGUGUGUUCUCCCCCUCCCAUCGGAACCAUUACUUGAAUGUCACGCCCAACAACCUGCUGAGGAUCUACCCCCCCGAUGGAGUCAGUCUGUCCUCCACUCAGCUCCCGCCGCUGGCCCUGGAGUCGGUGUUGCAUUCACCCGCUCAGCCUCCCAGCAGCCCGGUGGGCCCUGUGUCUCGCAUGCAGCUGGUGUUUGACGAGGACGAGGAAGAGGAGCAAGAGGAGGGACAGUGCAGGGAGGCUGGUCAAACAGCACAAGUCCCUGUGGACUCCAGAGCCGGCUCCUCCGGGACACCGGCCCCACAGGACCAGGGCUGGGAUGCAGAUGACGACUUGGAUGAACUCCUGGGAGAGUUACCUGAGGAAACCUACUGCCUCUGACAUGAACUUUACGGACUGUCUCUGCUGCUUUUGAGUUGGGCUUUUUCGCAUGGCUGACUAAAAAUAAACUUGUUUUCUCAAUUCGAUCUCUUCAAAAGCAGAGCCUCAUGAUUGCAGAACUACUUGUGAAAAUGUGUAUAUUGUAUAAAGACUUUCUUUGUGUUAAGUCAGCAGUCUCUGGUGUCCAUUUAAAAAAUAAAUCACACUACAGCAAAA